AUAAUAAAAAGCGCCUCUUCUUUGUGGGGUCAACAGGAUCCACAGACACCCCCACUUCUCAAUUUCUUCAAACCCUAGACUUUCUCUCCCCACUCCCCCACCCUGUUUCAUCUGCUUGAUCUCAACCCUCUAAAACCCUAACCCAAUGGGCUCCGACAUAGUCCUCCAGUACUCCGGCCAAGAUCCCAACUCCGGGCCUAUCGCCGCCGCCUCCGCCACCAAAACCCAAGUCGCCGUACCGCGCACCAGAGACCGGCACACCAAGGUGAACGGCCGAGGCCGCCGGAUCCGCAUGCCAGCCCUCUGCGCGGCUCGCAUAUUCCAGCUCACGCGCGAACUGGGUCACCGGUCGGACGGCGAGACCAUCGAGUGGCUGCUCCGAAUGGCGGAGCCCUCUAUCAUCGCCGCCACGGGAUCGGGGACCAUCCCUGCAGCCGCGUCCACCUCCUCCCCCGCACUUGCUUCCUCUUCUCACUCCGUUUCGUGCCGGAUUCAGCCCGUAUCGGCUGUGAGCGGCGGACAAGGGAUGUUCGCGGUGGCUCCGCAUCCGCCUAGUUGUCGGCUGGAUUUGUGUCAGCCGAUGGGGAUGGAGUACGCGGCGAGUAAUGGGUACCGGCACAUGCCGUUCACGGCCCUGUUGUUGCAGCCGACGUCGACGGAGGAGGCGGAGGAGAGUCGGCAGGAGGAGUUGCUGAGGGAGCAGUAGAAUGUGUAAUGUAUAUGGGGUGGGUGUAUGUGCAUGUGUAUGGAAUGGACAUUCAGAGAGAAUUAGGGAGGUUUUUUUUUCAGGUGUUUGUGUUAGCGAUUCUUCCUUCUCUUCUCUUUCUUUGUUUUGGGUAAUGCUGUAUGCCAAUGAGACAGACAAUUUGAGAGUGAAAGAUGUAAAUUACAAGGUAUGAUGAAAUGGAAAUAUGCUACUUCUGUUCCC
Molecule: messenger RNA, 928 nt
Organism: Alnus glutinosa
Lineage: Eukaryota; Viridiplantae; Streptophyta; Magnoliopsida; Fagales; Betulaceae
Product: transcription factor TCP11
Exons: 1
Coding region: 146-706 (186 amino acids)
Cellular component (GO): nucleus
Molecular function (GO): DNA-binding transcription factor activity; sequence-specific DNA binding
Source: RefSeq, a predicted model, not a curated record